AUGGAGAACGAAGAGCACAAGGCACCGCCGGCGCCAGUAUCUGUGGCCUAUUCGCAAGACACACCACCGCGGUCCGACAUCGACGAGAUCCUGAAGCGCAAGAGGAAAGCACGCGAAUACAAGGCUUGCUAUCCUUGUCGUCAAAGAAAGGUCAAAUGCGAUCAAUCAGUGCCAUGCAAGACAUGCGUCGUCCGAGAACAUCCAGAACUAUGCUCCUACCACCCACCCUCCGAGACACAUCCUCCUGCGAAACGCCACACGCAGAGCGUUGGUCACAACGGAAAUGAUUUCUCGAACGGCAUGGUCCAUGUCCACGGUGGGACAGUCACUCUGCCCAGAGAGGAUUGGGAGCGCAUCUGUGCUAAACUGCAAAAUGCCGAAAAGUCAUUGAAUGAGCUCAAGACCUCGAUUGGAAGCAUCACAGAAGUUACACCAAGCACUCUACCUACGAAUGGCUUCUCUCCAGGAACCGCAGGAAAUACAACACUCGCAGCAACCGCACCCAUAGAUAGUGAACAGAGCCACGUCCGGACGCAGGGAGUCCAUACGCACAACGAAUACACUGGCCAAACGAUACAUGUUGGACCGAGCUCCGUUCCCGCCCUCGUCAUGGCUCUGGGCCGUGGCGAUACGCAAUGGCCUGGCGUACAGGAUGUGCUGGGGAAGAAGAACAUGCUGCCCAUAUUCGGUCUCGACAACGAGAGCGCGACAUACCCCUUUGUCGAUCUGUGGGGUCUGCCACAUGGCAGUAUCAUGCGUGCGAAUGAGUUGGCGAAUGCCCUUCCCAGCGACGCUGAGUGUCUAAGCUUUUUCCGGUGUUAUCGAGAGACGGCACAUGUUGUUUACCCCGCGGUGGCGGACGUGGAAAGCAUAGAGUCAGACCUGCUGUUACUACUUAUCAACCGAGCGAGCUCGACAGCCGGACCUGGUGUUUCCGAGGAAGCGAUAUAUGGCAAGGAUUUCCAAUGGAUCGGCCUUCUCUUUGCGAUUCUCGCGGCAGGAUGUCAAUGCUCGACCCUUCCCAGGAAAGAGCGCGAACUCACAUCACAGGUCUACAUAUGCUGCAGUUUCGAGUGCCUUAGGUUCACCAACUUCCUAUCACAUGCGACACUAGAGAAUAUCCAAACACUUCUUAUCCUCGGAAAUGUCAUCUCGAACAACAUGAACGCCGGAGUAGCUUGGAGCUUGAUGGGUCUUACUGUUCGAUUGUCUCAAACUCUGGGUCUGCACAGGCUAUGCCCGCCAUCAACGCCUCUGCACCACAAACUUAACCGGAGCAAGGUGUGGUGGGCAUUGUUAUGGCAAGAUUCGCUUCUGUCAAUCUCGUACGAUCGGGCAUCAUCUACCACAACAAUUGACCAUACCGUUCCGCUGAGUCCACACACUGCUCCUGGUACCAGGACGUAUGUGGAGAGUAUGUACCGACUCUGCAAGGUCGGUCUCGAUAUUGUCCGCGAACGCCAGCGACCCCAAAAUUCCCACGACGCCUUGAUGAGGAUCACCGAGCACCGAAACGAAUUGCAGGAGAUCAUGGUCGAUGCAGCUGAUUAUCUCAAGGACUCUCGAAGAUGUCGUUCAAUGAGGGAUCAAUUGGAACAUUGGGCCCUCUAUCUCCACAUUUCGUACAUUACCUCGGAGCUCUGCCGACCGGCUGUCAGCCCCAGCACCGCAAACCUUGAUUUGUCCAAGACGCUCAGGAAGACCUGCAUCGACAGCCUGACGAACACUGUGGAGGCAUUCUUGGGCUUACAAAACAUGACACCCUUCGCGACUCGGUCCUGGGCAGCGGUCCACCGCUCGCUUAGCUCUGCCCUUCUUUUGGGUAUCCUUGGGGAGCAAAACCGCAACGAGCGCGCGCGAGGUCUUCUGUCAAAUUUGAUCCAGGUGCUGACCGACGUUACGGCGAACGUUGAUCCUGCGGAACUCUCCGCACCCAUCACACGUUCGGUCGCUGCACUAGAGCGACUACUGAACCUGCAGAAUCCGCGCUCUCAAGUAUCUAAAUCCGCCAGCGACACCUCGUCCACGUACUCGCCCGAUUUCACGACGUUCACUGCGGACGAUAUCAAUGCUGCCUUCAACUUGGAAGAUCCCAAUGGGUUCACGCAAUCUCCUCUUGUUGGGUUGGAACUGGAUUCAUCUCCUUAUGCGCUCAUGGAGUCAAUCGUUUGGGGAAACAAGAAAUCUCCUUGA
This is a messenger RNA of Aaosphaeria arxii CBS 175.79, 2193 nucleotides long. RefSeq lists its product as uncharacterized. Gene Ontology annotation, molecular function: DNA binding; zinc ion binding; DNA-binding transcription factor activity, RNA polymerase II-specific. The record is from RefSeq and is a predicted model, not a curated record. Gene Ontology annotation, biological process: DNA-templated transcription; regulation of DNA-templated transcription. Lineage: Eukaryota; Fungi; Ascomycota; Dothideomycetes; Pleosporales. The coding region runs from base 1 to 2193 and encodes 730 amino acids. The transcript is spliced from 3 exons.